AUGGCUAAUUUACUAAACAUAAUUGCAACAGAUCAUAAUUUUUACACCGAAGAUAAAGAUUCAGAAAUAAAUUAUACACGUUAUUUAGGUAAAAAAUAUAAUAAAAUAACUGACAAAGGUCAUAACCUUAUUUGGUUUUUACAGAUUUCUGAUAUACAUUUAAGCAUAUUUCGUGAUCCUGGAAGAAUAUCACAAUUUCAACAGUUUUGUGAUAAUACUGUUAAAAGUAUUAAUCCCAUGGUUGUUCUGGCAACAGGAGAUCUCACAGAUGCUAAAACAAAAGAUAAUAUGGGUAGUUCCCAAGUAAAAAGAGAAUGGAUAUAUUACCAUAAUAUUAUUAAGGAGUCUGGAGUUACUGGAAAAACAGUCUGGCUAGAUAUAAGAGGAAAUCAUGAUAAUUUCAACAUUAGAACGAUAAAUGCUCAAGAAAAUUAUUUUAGAAACUAUUCAGUACAGGGUGUGACUCAUCCAAAAUCGUACGUACACAUUUUGAAUAGAAAUGGUUUACAUGUUGCUUUUAUAGGCAUUGAUGCCUGUCCAGAUCCUGGGAUCCGUAGACCGUUUAAUUUUAUUGGCAUUCUCGAUAUCUCAGAGCAACAACACCUACAGAAACUAAAAUUAGAAGCCGAGGCAAGUGCAGAUCAUAUUGUGUGGUUUGGUCACUAUCCUACAUCAUGUAUCUUGUCAUUAGAAAAGGAUUCCCAGAGAUUGAAUAUACGCCAGUUUAUCGGCAAUAGUAAAGGAUCACAAGCGUAUGUAUGUGGCCAUCUUCAUGCCAUGGGAGGAUUAGUACCACGUAUGUAUACCCUACAACAAAGCGGCUUUUUAGAACUUGAAUUAGGUGAUUGGAAAGACAACCGCAUGUACCGUUUAGCAGCUAUCGAUCAUGGUAUUUUUUCUUUCGUGGACCAAAAACAUAUUACUUGGCCAGUUGUAUUAAUAACUAAUCCAAAACAUGCACAAUACGUCAUGCCAGGGAGAGAACCGUUACAUUUGAUUCUUGAAUCAUCACAUAUAAGAAUACUGGCCUUUAGUGAUGUAAAUAUAGACACUGUACAGAUAUCUUUUGACCAAAUAAAUUGGAUGAAUUGUAAGCUUAGUGAAAAGCCUUUGUAUGUGUGUGAAUGGCAACCAUAUGUUUUUGAAAGUGGUGUGCACUAUUUACAUGUCCUAGCCAUGGAUGAAAUUGGCAGGAAAGUUAUUGUUGAGCAUCCAUUUUCUUUAGACGGAUCAAAUUUAAAGUUCAACAUUACACCAAGAAUUUUACUUAUGCUUGAUGCUGGUACUGUGUUUCAGACAAUAUUUGGAAUGUUAUUAAUGCUUAACAUAUUGCCAUUACUUGUUUUAAGAAUGCAAAAAAGACCGCCAAAAUAUCGAAGAAAAAUCGCUCAAAGAAUUCUUCGCAGAAUCUGGUUAUUGACUAAGAUAGAUAGAAUAUUCUAUCCUCUUAUUUUAUAUGCCCUUUACAUUCCAUUCGGACCGUGGAUCAUUGGAGAGCUCAUAGAUGGGUACAUUGGCGUAGUCUUUGCUUGGGGCAUUUUGAUAAAAGGCUCAUAUUUACCGGAACCAUUCACAUAUAUGUAUGGAAGCGUGCAGUUAUUGUUCGUACAUAUACCUCUAGUUUUCGUAUUGGCAUAUUGCCUAGAAAUGCGCCUAUUCGGACAAAAUAUUAGAGGAAUGAAACGAUUGUUAAAGAAUUUACCUUUUGUAUUUUUGCUGUCAAUACAGCUUCUGUUGGCAUACUUUUACUGGCUUGAAUAUGGUACGAUGGCAUUUUUAUUUGGACCGUUACGGACAUGGAGCGUAUUUUUAAAUAUCCUUCUGUGGUAUAAAACACUGACAUUACCACAGGAAUAUUGCAGGCAACUAAUGAAAUUGAACGAUUUGGAGUAG
Parnassius apollo (apollo) is the source of this 1893-nucleotide messenger RNA. NCBI's taxonomy places the organism in Eukaryota, Metazoa, Arthropoda, Insecta, Lepidoptera, Papilionidae. The record is from the annotation of a GenBank genome assembly.